Dromaius novaehollandiae (emu) is the source of this 6261-nucleotide messenger RNA. It is a transcript of the gene GALNT13, whose product is annotated as polypeptide N-acetylgalactosaminyltransferase 13. The record is from RefSeq and is a predicted model, not a curated record. Gene Ontology annotation, cellular component: Golgi apparatus. Bases 586 to 2256 code for a protein of 556 amino acids. Gene Ontology annotation, molecular function: polypeptide N-acetylgalactosaminyltransferase activity. Gene Ontology annotation, biological process: protein O-linked glycosylation. NCBI's taxonomy places the organism in Eukaryota, Metazoa, Chordata, Aves, Casuariiformes, Dromaiidae. The transcript is spliced from 13 exons.
CGGAGCGGCCGGUCCCCGCAGCCCCGGGCAGGCGGCGCGGUGCGGUGAGGGACCCCGGCUCGCCGCGUCCCCGCGGGGUCCGGCGCCGCCGCCGAGCCCAAGUAUCGCGGGAGCCGGGCGCUGCCCGCGCCGCCGCAGCCAUUGGGCGGCGCGCCGGAGGGGGGGCGGCGGCUGACGUGCGCCCACCGACCCGACCCGACCCGACCCGGCGCGGCAGCGGAGCGGCGCGGGGAGCAGCGACCUGGGGGCGGCCGCUUCGCCUCGCCUCGCCUCGCCUCGCCUCGCCGGCCAUGAGGAGGAGGAGGGCGGCGGCGCCGCGCUGUGCCCCGGGCGGGCGGCGGCGCUGCUGAGCGGCGCUCGGGGCUCGCGUCCCGCGCAGGCACUCAAAGUUAUCCUGCAGCUCAGUGUUAAGACUGUGCUUUGGAAACAAGAUGGGAAGUAGAAUGCCCUGCCUUGAGAUGACAUGCACUUUAUAAUGGGGGAUGCUUAUCUUUACUUCUGUGUUGGAUUUUAACCGUGGGAGUUCAAUGCAUCUCAGCAAUUGCUGUCUUUCCUCAGCACUUUAGCUAGAAACGAAGUAAAGCAAUGAGGAGAUUUCUUUACUGCAAGGUGGUUCUAGCCACUUCUCUCAUGUGGGUGCUUGUGGACGUCUUUUUACUCCUGUACUUCAGUGAAUGUAAUAAAUGUGAUGACAAGAAAGAGAGGUCUCUGCUGCCGGCACUAAGGGCUGUCAUUUCUCGAAAUCAAGAAGGGCCUGGAGAGAUGGGCAAGGCUGUUCUCAUUCCUAAAGACGACCAGGAGAAAAUGAAAGAGCUGUUUAAAAUCAACCAGUUUAACCUUAUGGCCAGUGACCUGAUUGCACUUAACAGGAGCUUGCCCGACGUGCGCCUGGAAGGCUGUAAGACCAAGGUCUACGCUGACGAGCUCCCCAACACGAGCGUAGUCAUCGUGUUCCACAACGAAGCCUGGAGCACCUUGCUUCGGACCGUGUACAGCGUCAUUAACCGGUCACCGCAUCACCUGCUGGCCGAGAUCAUCCUGGUCGACGAUGCCAGUGAAAGAGAUUUUUUGAAGACCUCACUAGAGAACUAUGUGAAAAAUUUGGAAGUGUCGAUAAAAAUCAUCCGGAUGGAGCAGAGGUCGGGACUGAUCCGUGCUCGGCUCAGAGGCGCCGCAGCGUCCAAAGGCCAGGUCAUAACCUUCCUCGACGCGCACUGCGAAUGCACGGUGGGCUGGCUGGAGCCCCUCCUGGCCAGGAUAAAGGAGGACAGGAAAACUGUUGUCUGCCCAAUCAUUGACGUGAUCAGCGAUGACACGUUUGAAUACAUGGCUGGGUCCGAUAUGACUUAUGGAGGGUUUAACUGGAAACUUAAUUUUCGCUGGUAUCCAGUCCCCCAGAGAGAGAUGGACAGAAGGAAAGGGGACCGGACCUUGCCUGUGAGGACCCCUACUAUGGCUGGUGGCCUAUUUUCUAUUGACAGAAACUACUUUGAAGAGAUAGGAACUUACGAUGCAGGAAUGGAUAUCUGGGGUGGCGAGAAUCUUGAAAUGUCUUUUAGGAUUUGGCAGUGUGGCGGCUCCCUUGAGAUUGUGACGUGCUCGCACGUUGGCCAUGUAUUUCGUAAGGCAACACCGUACACUUUCCCUGGCGGCACAGGACACGUCAUCAAUAAGAACAACAGGAGACUGGCAGAGGUCUGGAUGGAUGAGUUUAAAGACUUCUUCUAUAUAAUAUCCCCAGGUGUUGUUAAAGUGGAUUAUGGUGAUGUGUCAGUGAGAAAAGCACUGAGAGAGACUCUGAAGUGCAAACCCUUCUCGUGGUACCUAGAAAACAUCUAUCCGGACUCCCAGAUUCCGAGACGCUAUUACUCACUCGGUGAGAUCAGAAAUGUUGAAACCAAUCAGUGUUUAGACAACAUGGGCCGCAAGGAAAAUGAAAAAGUGGGCAUUUUCAACUGCCAUGGCAUGGGAGGAAAUCAGGUGUUUUCUUACACUGCCGACAAAGAGAUCCGCACGGAUGAUUUGUGCCUGGAUGUUUCCAGACUCAACGGCCCCGUGGUCAUGCUGAAGUGCCACCACAUGCGAGGGAACCAGCUCUGGGAGUACGACGCCGAGAGGCUGACCCUGAGGCACGUCAACAGCAACCAGUGCCUGGACGAGCCGUCCGAGGAGGACAGGAUGGUGCCCACCAUGAAGGACUGCAGCGAAAGCCGGUCCCAGCAGUGGCUCUUGCGCAACAUGACCUUGGGCGCCUGAAGCCGGGAGACCCACCGCCCUCGGCCGGGCCCGGGGCCCAGGUGCUCCCCGCUCGCCGGCCGGCUCACGCCGAGGACGUCCCGCGUCCUUCCCUCGCGGCGGGCACAGAGGCGCUGAAGCCCUUUGAGAUCCCACCGGCAGAACAAAGUCCUCGGGGUGUUUCCCCGUUCCGGCGUCUUUCCGUGUGCCCCUUUGAAAUCUGUGUCUGCCCAAAAGAAGCACAUCCGAAUCCAUAAAUAGCAUAAUGUGUGCUACUGCCAGCGCAAACGCUCUCAAAAAGUGUUUCCAGAGAAACCUUUAUGAACCUGCUGUCAAAGAGCUCGGAGGGAGGGUGUUUUGCGGGUAUGUCACACGAUCCUGCCCAACAGCGACAUGAUAUAAAAUGCCUUAUGCAACUACCUGGUGCGGGGAAGGAGCCUGGCAGCCGUUUUGUAAACUCGGUGUGUUUGUACCGGCCCUCCUCGGCAGCGCCGCGAGAGUAUUUGCUCUUCCCCUGUGUCGGGUGGGACUCGGUGAAGCGCUAAAUUGAAAGCGUUUCGGAGCUGCAGAGUCGCUGCACGUAGUGAAUGUUUCUUGUUCAGCGCCAGGGAAAAAAGGACUGUCUCUCCUUAGAAGAUGCUUGGGAAAGCAGCAAAAUUGAGCCAAGAAAAUGCAUUAAGAAACUGAAAUUAAACAGCAGCAAAAGACCCUGGGACAAUACUCAGAAGCAGGCGUGCCGUGCAGAGGUGGCUCGGACUAGAGCAACUUGCAGCGGCCCGUGUGGUGGCGGGUGGCCCGCGGGGCUGAGAGCCAGACUCAGCUUGAGCUGUAGCUACUACCUAUAGGCAUUAAAAUGUAUUUGCAUACUGUAUAAAACGUAUAAAAGCAUUCAUCCAUGGCUUCUCUAAGCACAGAGGAUAAAGUUAUGGAUCACAGUUCUAGCUCUGGAUGUCCUUGCUUUGAUAGCUGUGGCAGAUGCUUAUUUAUAUUUUUUAAUAAUUUUGUGACGUAAUUAAUUUGUUUUGUUAACAUGGUUAUUAAAAAUGCGCUGGUGACACUCGGGAGUGGCAGAGGCUUCAGAGGAGCUAAUGCCAUAUCAGCCAACGGGGGAGUUUGGAAAAGUGUCCUACACCUAUUCAGGACGUUUCUGGGAGGUGAUCCCGGCCGUGUGUAAUGGACCUGUUAUGAAACGCUUUGACCGGGUUUUGUGCCGUGGUCUUUACGCUCCGCGUCUGUGCGAGGUUGCUGCCUGCAGCGCGGGGUGGCCCGAGCCCGCCGUGGGCUGGGCAGCAGCUCCCGUCCCCUUUUCCCACCCGCGAUGCCGCGGAGCAUCUUUGUGCAUUGGGUUGCCUGUGGGGCGUGAGACUGCCAGUACUUCUGUUUACUGCUCUGGUUAACAUGGAUUAAUGGUCCCAUGUUUGUACAUGCUAUGAAUUCAUAGAUCGUCUGUACUUUUGGGAUACGCACCAUUAAAUGAAAAUCAGAAGCGUAUGAAAUUUGAAAAGUGAUUGCGAUACGUGCAUGGGAGCUGUAGUAUCACAGAGUAAUUCAGAUUGGAAGGUCACCUAGGCCAACCUCCCUGCCCAAGGUGGGGCCAAACACGUCUGAUCCUCAUCUUAAAAUCCCCACAAAAAUACACAAUAUAGCUUUAAAGCUAGCAAACAGAAGGCGGCUGUAAUUUUGCUGCAUAGGAAGAGCAAGAAAACAUCACAAAACAAAUUUAGACACCAAUCUUCAUGCAGAAAGUUUUUUUUAAAGUGUUUCUUCAUCUCCUCUCAGAGGGAUGUUUGCACAUACACAGCCAUUCGUGCUGGCAGAUCAUUUUUUGGCACUUGCCUUUGAGCGUCAUUGCAGAAAUAAAACUUGUGGAAGCUCCUACAACAUCUAAGAGUAUUUACCAACAGUCGAAACGUGCAGUCGGUGGUGUGAUCCAUUUUGGUCACCUCCAGUAUAUCUUAUGUAAAAUUUCUAGCUGCUUAUCAUAAAACCUGCAUCAUCUUACACUGCUGUUUUUGGAACACAAGUUGUUGUUGAUACAUCACUGGACGGGAAUGCCCAAGGGCCGUCGGUGCGUAACUGUCUGGGCUUGCAGUGGAGUCUCAAAAACAGGUGAAGAAAAGGAUGUUUCUGUCCUUAAAAUUACUAGGAAGGUUAGUAUCUUAUAAAGCAUAUAUUGCCUUGACUAUGGUAAGUUUGGAGUGUUGUGCUCUUCGAGCGUGGUCAGAGUAUCCUUGUAUCAGUGGUUACGCUGCUAUAUCACCGAUCAGGAAAAGGAAUGAAGUGAAAUAACACCCAUUUGUUUUAUUUUACCUAUUUAUGAGUUAAGUACAUGCUGUCCUCACAGUUAGAAAAAAAUACAUUGUUGGCGGUCUGGUGUGUGCUCUCGGAGUGGCCUGGCAUUGAGAACCUGCGCUCAGACCUGCAGAAGGACACGCUUCGAUUCAGUCCCGGUGAGUAAUGCAUUGGCUUCAAGGAACCGAACCCUGAAUUUACUCCCUGUGAAGAAGAAUAUAGGAAUACAAUGAAUCAUUACAGAAAAACCUUAUGUAAAGCAGCACGUAUGCAGAGUGAGUGAUAGUCUUGAGGUGUUGCAAGGGCACCUUAAGUGCUAGUAGGAUGUCAAAGCUCAUCGAUCACGUGGUUUCGUGAAUAAGUGUUGGUUCAUGAGCACUUGGGUUCCUGUCCUGCCUCCUACCACUGCAUCCCUGUGCCGCCUCGGCAUGUCGUUUGGGCUAAAAUCGUUGAACUUGGCUUGCCUGGCUGCCUCUCUUGGUGAGCAUCUGUAGUGCAGCGCCAAUGUGUUAAAGCCAUCAGUCAUAGACCACAUUUGAAAAAUACAGGUCUGUGUCCAUCUCCCUGUCUCUAAAGUGUCUCAGAAAGGCGUUGGGAGGCCUGACUAGUAUUUGUGCAAUGUGUUUAAAAUAUAAAGAACUUUAUAAGUGCUGAAUAAGCUAUUUCUGGUUCUCACGUUGUUUACAAAUUGCUUUGAUGGGGUAAGAGCCAGACGUGUUGGAUGGCGUUAGCGAGGUGAGCGCUCUGGAGAGAAGGGUGCGACCAUAAUCGCUGCAAAAAGUGGUGUUCCUUUGUAUCUCCAUGGGGACGGGAGAAACUAGGUGCACGGUGAGAACUGAGACAGUGAGGCACUUUUAUCAGUCAGUUUGGAAGGUUUCUCUACGGAUACGCAAUUUCCCAGCCACGAGAAGGAUGCACUUGCGUGUCGCACUCCAAGAUGUUGCCGCAGGGCUCCGGGCUCCGCUGCAAGGUGUCCUGGAUGUCCUCGCUUGCAUGCGUGGAAGUACGGAUCAUUUCUGAUCACACGCAGUCGCAUCUUGUGUGGAUGCUGAGCAGUCUUGCCUGAGGCAGGUCUCGUGGGGUACUUGAGUUCAGGACUCUCCAAGAGAUUGUACCAUUUUCACCGUUUCAAACCAACCGGGGAGACGGACGGGACGUGAUGCACGCUGCUUGACGUCACAGGCACGCACGGUGUUUUGCAUUACGUCAACCAGCUGAAAACCGCUAACGCACCAAGCGUUCGUCGGGACAUCGAAACCUCGGGUAGGUGAACAUACGCUGUCACGCGGCUCUGCAGCGGUGGACGAAGACCAGCAGUGUGCGUUAACUAGGUGAUGUGAAUUUUGGUGUCCGUGUUUGUUUUCUGACGAUAACUUAAAUCCAGAUUCAUCGUUCCAGCCAGUUGAUCCUCCCCAUUUUCGUCUCUGGGAGCACGUGUCCAGGACGGCCCGGCAGCGGUGCCGCAUCAAGGCACGUUUGGGAACGGGGUUCGGCUCGGGACCCUCCGGGCAGGGAAAGAGCUGUGCGGAGCAGUGCUUAGCUGGCUCGCUCGCAGCUCGUCCUGAGCAAGUGCUUGAAACACAGAGUUAAAUUAGUUUUAUAAAGUAGAUUGUGGAUAAGGAAUUGCACAUUUUAAAUGUUGUAACAGUUAUUCAAUGGCAUACCGGUACUCUUUGCUGUACAUUUAAAUAUUUAUACAUUUUUGUAGAAUUAAAAUAUACUGGUUUAGUUUUC